Hermetia illucens (black soldier fly) is the source of this 1946-nucleotide messenger RNA. Its product is annotated as embryonic protein DC-8. The transcript has 6 exons. Lineage: Eukaryota; Metazoa; Arthropoda; Insecta; Diptera; Stratiomyidae. The record is from RefSeq and is a predicted model, not a curated record. Bases 334 to 1038 code for a protein of 234 amino acids.
AAGUGGAAGUAGACGUAUCCAAACUCUGGAGCCGUGAACACGACUAUUGUCUGUACUCCCUGGUAUAGCGUGUCUAGUUAUCGAUUGAAUCGACCACAAUACAACGGCAGCACAACAGCAUAGUGUAGAUACAGAUACAAGAACGUCUUGAAGGAAAACAGCUGAACAGAAUACACUUUAGUACGCUGUCGGACUCGGUGGACAAUUGUAGGUGUAGUGCAGUGUGAUUAAGUGAUAACCCUUGACCUACCACAUCUGGAUUAGUACACAAAGUACCACGUACUUCAUAUUUGGAUUAUCUAGUAUCUGCGGUAUCGAAAAUUAGACGCAAUCAUGUUUAGUGGAUUCACAGACAGCACCAAAUCUUCCCUCAAAAACCUUGGCGACCGAACAGCCAACCUUUUCAGCCGAAAGAAGGAUGAAGCCGAGAAAUUGGCUCAGCAAAAAGCCGAAAAUGCACAGAAGAUGGCUGAAGAGCAAGCGCGAAAAGCAGCUGAAUCUCUAAACCAAACCAAGAAUGAGGCGGAGAAUCUUGCAGCAAGUACCGCUCAAGAAGCUGCACAGAUGGCAGGUGAUGAACUAAACAAAGCCGGACAGGCAGUUGAUCGUGGUGUAAACCAAGCGGCUCAAGCUAUUGACAACACAAAGAAAACAGUUGACAAUACCGUCAACCAAGUCUCAACAACAAUUGAUCAGACUAAACAACACGCUGCACAGAUAGCUGAUAACGCAGCCCGGGCCGCAGCAACUGCUGUUGAUCAAACCAAAAAGGCAGCCAAUGAGGCAGUUAACAAAACAGUUCAAGCUGCUGAGCAACAAAUUGACACCCGUAUGAAGCAAGCAGAGAACACCAUCGACGGAGCCAUGAAAGCCACCAGUGAUGCCGUCGAUCAUAAGAUGUCCGAAGCCAAUCAAUAUGUUGAUGGAAAGCGCCAGGAACUUGAAAAGACUGUCCACGACUCAGCAGUCACUGCCCAGGACUCUGCAGCUGGGGCAGCAACAAACCUUCUAGGCAAACUCCAUCUUGGAAAUCAAUAAAUCAGAAAUCAGACCAUUUGGAGUAGCAAUGGAACUUUCCAUCCGUGAAAAACAAAAAUAAUCCUUUAUCCUUUGGAAAAAAUUGCCAAGAAAUUAAUUGAGCUGAAAUAGAUCGUCGAAAGCACGUGACUGCAAUUUUAAAAUAUUCCUAGUCUAGAUACAAUCUAGCAUCAAAGCUUGCAUCUAAAACACUAAACUGGAUCACCGUUGAUAGUUUUCACACAAACAAAAUUUUAGGCGAAUCACGGUAGAAUCACGACACAUCAUACGAACCUAACACUGUCCAUGAACAACCUUUUAAUUUGGAUAAAUUGAUCCCUGCAAGAAGAUAGAAACUAAGACGCUUUGCCUUAUGCUCGGAAAAUAGAACAAAAGAACAAAUGAAGAGGCUGUAAAGGCCUAAACUGACUAACUCUACUCUAUGGAAACUUUUUAUUAAAUUUAUUUUAUAUCGAACAAUAACAAGAUAUAUUUUAUGCGUUGCCUCUUAGCAGCCUAAUAUAUAUAUUUUUGUACAAAGAAAUGUGAAAAAAGGUUUAAGGAGAGAUCAGUUCUUUCUUAGGAUUCACACGUAGAUAACAGUAGAAAACAAGGAAACAACUUACUGAGAAUUUAGUGUUUUUAGGUGUGUUUAUCACCUUUGAGCAUCAAAGAUGAAUAAAAUAGGCAAUCAGAGUUAUUGAGAAAAUAUGUACUAGUUGGACCCAGUUAAUGCGUUAGUUACUUGUAUUUGUUUGAAAUGAAACAGGAAAAAAAAUUCUUUGCACAAUAUUAUGAAUCAACUUAUAUAUAAAUUUAUAUAUUAUUUCUCGUUUGUAUUAUAAUUCUUUUGUUAUAAUUCUUAGAUCGUAAUUUAUUUGUAUGCUCUUUUACGUAAAAGUAAAUAAAGAAUAGCGUUUGCUGUUGAA